Messenger RNA from Aspergillus melleus, 2749 nucleotides. RefSeq names its product putative dynamin GTPase. Gene Ontology annotation, molecular function: GTP binding; GTPase activity; microtubule binding. NCBI's taxonomy places the organism in Eukaryota, Fungi, Ascomycota, Eurotiomycetes, Eurotiales, Aspergillaceae. The record is from RefSeq and is a predicted model, not a curated record. The coding region runs from base 1 to 2526 and encodes 841 amino acids. Gene Ontology annotation, cellular component: microtubule; membrane; cytoplasm. The transcript is spliced from 4 exons.
AUGUCUCACCCCAUCUCAAGCUUCUCUUCUCCUUCCUCCAGAGCCAUGCCACUGCGUACGCAGACUCCAGAGUCGAAAGUCGCCAUCAGCGAGUUGAUCAAUACUAACGGCGAUCAAGGCACACCUUCCCCUACCAUGUCUGGUCAUAGCAAUGAUGCUAUCAAUCUUAUUAGCCAGGACAUGAAGUCUCUGGUUAAAAAGAUUCAAGACCUUCGUCAUAUUGGAAUCGAAGACAACAAGAUUGCGCUGCCCAAGAUUUGUGUCAUAGGUGAUCAGAGCACCGGCAAGAGUUCUCUUAUCGAGGGAAUGUCUGAGAUCAAGGUCCCUAGGAGUGCCGGCACCUGCACCCGUUGCCCCAUGGAAAUCAAUCUCUCUGAAAGUAAUCGUGGCCAGCCUUGGAUCUGCCGUGUGUUUCUCUCACGAAAGUACAUGUUUGAUGGCUCCCACAAGCUUACAAGGGUACCCAAGAAAACCCAGCCCCUUGGCCCUUGGGUUGACCAGGACCAGGAGGAUGAGCUCUUCAUCACACUGUCUGAUAAGGAUGACGUGCAAGAGGCCAUCAAGUGGGCCCAGAUUGCCAUCCUCAAUCCUGGUCAUGCUUCAAGUGACUACAUCCCCGGUAGGAAUGCAGAUGCGACCAUGGACUGUCAGGUGAAAUUCUCUCCGAACGUGGUGCGGCUUGACAUUUCUGCUCCUAAUUUCCCCAACCUUUCGUUCUACGAUCUCCCCGGCGUAAUCAGUCAAGCCGAAUUUGCUGAUGAGCGUUACUUGGUCGCUCUGGUCGAAAACCUUGUGAAGCAGUACAUCUCCCAGGAGAACUGCAUAGUCCUGCAGACAUUGCCCAUGACCGAUGAUGCCACAAAUUCCAGCGCAGGACGAAUCAUGAGGGAUGUGCGUGGAGCUACGGAGAGAACCUUGGGUGUCUUGACAAAGCCCGACCGAGUUCAGACCUGUGAAUCCUACAAUCAAUGGAUAGAGAUUCUGGAGGGGGACAAAUUCUCGCUGGGACAUGGAUACUUUGUCGUUCAAAACAACCCCGAUCCCUCGGUGGGACAUGCCCAAGCCCGUGAGGAAGAGGCCGCCUUUUUCUCAUCAAGCCCGUGGUCCACAGAGCUUGCGCCAUACAGAGAUAGAUUUGGAACCCGAACCCUCCAAACCGCGCUGUCGUCGCUCCUUCUCCAGCAGAUCCAGGGAUGUCUGCCUGAAAUCAUCGGUCAAAUAAAUGCGAAAGCAGAACGCAUCGACGCCGAGCUCAAGAUGCUUCCCGACCCUCCCAGCAACAACGUGCAGUAUAUUUUGUGCCGGAAUAUCAACCAGUUCAAAGAAUUGAUCACCGCACAUCUUGAUGGAGGCUCGUCAGAGUAUCCUCUUCAAAAGCUGUGGGGCCACAUGGCUUUAGACUUUCAGCGGGCCCUCAUCAAGACCCGACCAACCGUUGCAGUGCGAUCCAAGUCUGAUGAGCAGGCGCUCUCGCCCCCAGUCGCGCGUGACGGGGAUUCCGAUUGCGAGAUGACCGCAACAGUGCAAACCGGUAUGAAACGAAAGGCUUCUCCUAGCGACCCUAGUCCCCGCGACAGAAAGAGCGUAGAGCGCCCCUCAGACUAUCAUUACCCUGAGUUUGAGAGGUUUGAAAAGCCUUCACGGGUAUUCAGUUGGGAGCAAAUUCGCGACAUCAACGAGGAGUCCUACCGUGCCGGGAUUCCCGACCAGGCGGACCCAAAGGCCAUUGAAAUCAUGAGACAGCUCAGCGUCGAGCAUUGGAGAGACCCCAUGAAUACGUUUAUCCAAGUCACUCAUAACCUUGUCAAAGAAAUGAUUACGGCGCAGCUGGACAAGGUCUUUCAUCAAUAUUUCCAGACUGGUCUGUACAAGGAGCUCAGACAUAUCAUUGACGGCUUUCUAAAAGGGCUCAAGGAGGAGCACGAGCGCCAUGCAGAGGAAAACUACAAUAUCGAGUACAACAAACCCUUCACCAUGGCGACAUUGACGCUGGACAGAGCCAUCAAAAGUGCGUUUCUAGAGCUCAGUCAGCGUCGCUGGAUAUGUCGCACUGGUAUUUAUCUGAGGCAACGGAAUAUCGAUCGCGAUCAUCCGCGGCGAGAGUCAGAAAGAAAAAAGCUGUCCCCUGCGGACCUCGGGCCGGAUAUGUUUGAGCAGGAGUUGAAGAUGAUGGCGUCCACUAGGGGAUAUUACGACAUCGCCAGCUCUCGAUUCCUCGACUUCACCUGCCAAAGCGUCCAUACCAAGUUGUUUUCCAAGUGUAGGGAGGAGCUAAUUCCCACCAUCGAGGAGAGGCUGGGUAUUCAGGACGACAAUGCGAUGGAGCGUUGCAUGGAGCUCAUGGCCGAACACCCUGAUCGCCAGCGCCGUCGCAGUCAUCUACUCAAAGAACGGACAAAGAUUACUCGGGCACAGCAGUCGCUUGAGACUGCCAGAAGAGAGGAGCACUGUGAUGAGUAUGCCAGCCGUGUCAAGACGGAGCCUGCCAACGAAUGGAUGAAUCGUGAUUCGUUUUUUAAGGUGUGAUGGAUGAGUAUGUCGAGGACUUUGUGUGUUCCAUUGGAAGAUUGAAGCUGUCGCGAGAUUGACGGAGUGAAGACUGGAGGAGUGAAGACCGGCGGGGUAGAGAAACCCCACAUCGCUGCCCUGAGCCCUAAGCCCUAUCCUUCCCCAAGACGGUCAUGAUAUUACCUACUGGGAAUGAUUCUGCUACGAGUCCAGGUAUUGGCAUUGCAGGGAUGAGUUUGAU